This is a messenger RNA of Penicillium atrosanguineum, 1068 nucleotides long. Its product is annotated as NAD(P)-dependent alcohol dehydrogenase. Bases 1 to 1068 code for a protein of 355 amino acids. The transcript is spliced from 2 exons. The record is from RefSeq and is a predicted model, not a curated record. NCBI's taxonomy places the organism in Eukaryota, Fungi, Ascomycota, Eurotiomycetes, Eurotiales, Aspergillaceae. Gene Ontology annotation, molecular function: oxidoreductase activity.
AUGUCAUCAACAACUGAGGCCCCGGUUGCACCACCGACCAUGUGCGCCUGGGUGCGCCCACGGCGUGGUCCUGCAAGCAGCGCGCUCGAGCUGGCCACCGGCUAUCCCACGCCUGCCGUGCCCACGGGCUCGUCGCCCGACGUCCUGAUUCGCGUGUCACACGUGUCACUACAGUUCAGUUCGGAGAUGUUGAUGAAGACACUGCCUAACCUGCCUCUCACCGGUCCGUGGGUCCCGGAGAUGGAGCUUUCCGGAGAGGUGGUGGCGGCUGGCGAGAACGCGCCGGCAGAGCUGCACGACCUGGGCUCGCAUGUAAUCGCCUUCCUGAACGUUCCUAGCGCCGUGCUCAUGGGCCACGGCGUGCUAGCAGAAUACGUGCGGCUGCCCGGCUGCCAGGUCAUACUUAUUGAUGGCGGUGUUGAUAUGGCAUCGGCCUCGGGCAUUAACUGUUCCGGUAGCACCGCGCUCAAGAUGAUUCGCACAGCAGGUGUGCGCGAGGGUCACACGGUGCUCGUGAAUGGGGCUAGUGGGUCGGUCGGUUCGGUGCUCGUGCAGUUGUGCAAGCUGCGUGGUGCACAUGUGGUCGGCGUGGCCAGCGGCGGCAACGAGGCCAUGGUUCGUGGUCUCGGCGUAGACGAGUUCAUUGACUACCGCAAACAUGACCCCCUGCCAGCCUACCUAGCGCAUCAGUAUGGCGACAAGCCGUUUGACUUUGUGCUUGACUGCGUCGGCACGCAGGCACUCUUUGCCAACUCCCCAGCUUAUCUUAAGGCCAACGGAGCUCUCAUCAAUAUUGGCGCGCUCGAGGGCAUAUGUGUGUCUACGCGCAACGUGCUGCUCAACAGCUGGCUGCCCACCUGGCUAGGUGGCGUGCCACGUCGCUACAUAAUGUUCAGCACGCCGCCGGCGCGUGACGACGCAGUCUACCUAGCUCGUUUGGUCGAGGAGGGUCGCUUGCGUAUCCCAGUCGACUCUGUCUUCGAUAUGGAGGAUGCCCUGCGCGCCUACGAGCGCAUCGCCACCAAGCGUGCGCGUGGCAAAGUCGUGGUCAAGGUGCACAACGGCUAG